AUGUCUCUGACUGUAGCGGAUGAGGUAGCCCUGCAGCGUUCGGCCCACUGGAAGGCUUCCAGAGCGCUGGCCAAUCAGAAGGAAUCACGACGUGUCACUGAUGUUCGGCUUGUUCUGUUUCAGAUCUCCAGAAAAGACUUUGAUGGAUUCAAGAAGCUCUUCCACAGAUUUCUGCAGGUCAAAGGUCCCUCGGUCGACUGGGCCAGAAUCAACCGACCGCCGGAGGACUCGAUUCAGCCGUAUGAAAGGAUCAGGUCGAAGGGUCUCCCCGACAACAUCAGUGCCAGCCUCAACAAGUUGGCUGUGGUCAAACUGAACGGGGGUCUGGGAACCAGCAUGGGCUGUAAGGGUCCGAAGAGUCUGAUCAGCGUCCGCAACGAGAACACCUUCCUGGACCUGACGGUGCAGCAGAUCGAGCAUCUGAACAAAACUUUCAACGCCGACGUGCCGCUCGUCCUCAUGAACUCCUUCAACACCGACGACGACACCAAGAAGAUCCUGCAGAAAUACAAACACCACCGAGUCAACAUCCACACCUUCAACCAGAGCAGGUAUCCGAGGAUCAAUAAAGAGUCUCUGCUGCCGGUCGCUAAAAACACGGGCCUGAGCGGAGAGAACUCGGAGGCGUGGUACCCGCCGGGUCACGGAGACAUCUACACCAGCUUCCAUAACUGCGGCCUGCUGGACAAACUGAUCGCCGAGGGGAAGGAGUACAUCUUCGUGUCCAACAUCGACAACUUGGGCGCCACCGUGGACCUCUUCAUCCUGCACCACCUGAUGAGCCAGCCGGCCGACAGACGCUGCGAGUUCAUCAUGGAGGUCACCGACAAGACCCGCGCCGACGUCAAGGGCGGGACUCUGAUCCAGUACGAGGACCACCUGAGGCUGCUGGAGAUCGCUCAGGUUCCGAAGGCGCACGUCGACGAGUUCAAGUCGGUCACCAAGUUCAAGAUCUUCAACACCAACAACCUGUGGAUCUCUCUGCCCGCCAUCAAGCGGCUGCAGGAGAAGAACGCCAUGGACCUGGAGAUCAUCGUCAACCCCAAGACGCUGGACGGCGGUUUGAACGUCAUCCAGCUGGAGACGGCGGUGGGCGCCGCCAUCAAGAGCUUCAACAACGCCAUGGGGGUGAAUGUGCCGCGUAGCCGCUUCCUGCCGGUGAAGACGUCAUCCGACCUUCUGCUGGUGAUGUCCAACCUGUACAGCCUGGACGCCGGCUCACUCACCAUGAGCAAGAAGAGGGAGUUCCCCACCACGCCGCACGUCAAGCUGGGCAGCUCCUUCACCAAGGUUCAGGAGUUUCUGCACCGGUUUGAGAGCAUCCCCGACAUGUUGGAGCUCGACCACCUCACCGUGUCCGGAGACGUCACCUUCGGGAAGAACGUCUCUCUGAAGGGAACCGUCAUCAUCAUAGCGAAUCACGGAGACCGGAUCGAUAUCCCCGCCGGAGCGAUGCUGGAGAACAAGAUCGUUUCAGGAAACCUGCGGAUCCUCGACCACUGAGGCCUUCUGGGAAAAAAAAACAGCCAACCAAACAAAGAAGCCAUUUGCACCUUGAAGAGACGAACUGACGAACUGUCACAGAUCGUCUUCAGUCAACAUCCUCGUCCUCUCUGCAGACGUUCAUGUGGAAACUUUCUGUUACUGAGAACAACCGCUGCAAAGUCUGAGUCGACUGUUUUCUGAUGUGUAUUAAAGAAGUGCAGCAUGGGUCAA
Labrus mixtus (cuckoo wrasse) is the source of this 1716-nucleotide messenger RNA. Its product is annotated as UTP--glucose-1-phosphate uridylyltransferase-like. Bases 1 to 1503 code for a protein of 500 amino acids. Lineage: Eukaryota; Metazoa; Chordata; Actinopteri; Labriformes; Labridae. Gene Ontology annotation, biological process: glycogen metabolic process; UDP-alpha-D-glucose metabolic process. Gene Ontology annotation, molecular function: UTP:glucose-1-phosphate uridylyltransferase activity. The record is from RefSeq and is a predicted model, not a curated record. The transcript has 10 exons. Gene Ontology annotation, cellular component: cytoplasm.